This is a messenger RNA of Megalopta genalis, 2235 nucleotides long. RefSeq names its product cleavage stimulation factor subunit 1 Cst50 (gene CstF50). Gene Ontology annotation, cellular component: mRNA cleavage stimulating factor complex. Gene Ontology annotation, biological process: mRNA 3'-end processing. The record is from RefSeq and is a predicted model, not a curated record. Lineage: Eukaryota; Metazoa; Arthropoda; Insecta; Hymenoptera; Halictidae. Gene Ontology annotation, molecular function: protein binding; RNA binding.
AAAGACAAGGUUAUAAUGUAGAAACAAUUAUUACCUUAAUAUUUGUUUUAUUAGUAACAAAUAUAUCUUUCUUCCGUUUUCUCAAUAGACUGAAAGGUUGUCUUUUUUUGAUAGUGUAGUCCGAAGACAACAACUUCCUGCGUUUUGUUCUAGGCGCGUUUCUCUCUUUCAAAAAAUUCGAACUGGCCCCCGAACACUUGAGCACAUCGGUCAUUCUGACAGUUACCGUAUGCGAUUUUCUGUUAACUUUCCGCGUGCAAUACUUUGUUCUUAUCGGCAAUGAUCUCUAUCUAAGCAAACUAAUAGGCUAAUUAAAUAACUCGUGUGAAAAUUAAAUGGUAAAUUCGCUGGUCGAAAUCAGUUGAAAACAACGAUUUAUAACCUUAAAAGUUAGAGGCAUCGAUUGAUGGGCGCUUAGACAACGAUUUAGCGCGUUCUACCGGAAACCGUCGUGUUGCGUGUAUCAUCGUAAAAUACCGAAUUUCGACGAAAUGAAGGAACCCGAGGUAGACCCGAAAAAUAUUAUAAAAAGCAGAGAAUUACUCUACAGGCUUAUGAUCAGUCAAUUAUUUUACGAUGGACAUCAAACAUUGGCUGUGCAACUAUCGAAUAUAAUUCAAGCAGAACCCCCGUGCCCUCCAUCAGACCGAUUACUUCAUUUAAUGUUGAUCGGAUUGGCUCACGAACCUGACCGUUCUAAAAAGGAUACAAGUAAUGUAUCUACAUUUUCAUCAACAUUUGAUAAUACUUUGGGGCCUGGUCUGGAUUUGGAAUUCGAAACAGAAGCUCAAACGCAAGCUCCGGAACCAGCACAAUACGAGACUGCUUAUGUUACGUCGCACAAAGGAAAUUGCAGAGCAGGAGCAUUCUCCGCGGAUGGUCAACUAAUAGCAACCGGAUCGGUGGACGCGUCGAUAAAAAUUUUAGAUGUUGAUAGGAUGUUAGCCAAGUCAGCUCCGGAUGAAAUGGCACCUGGCGAUCAAACGGGUGGUCAUCCUGUCAUAAGAACAUUGUACGAUCAUUUGGAAGAAGUGACUUGUCUAGAGUUUCAUCCAAGGGAACCUAUUCUUGUGUCCGGCAGCAGAGAUUUUUCCAUUAAGCUGUUCGAUUUUAGCAAGGCUAGUGUUAAAAAAGCAUUUAGAACUAUUACAGACGCGGAUCAGAUACGAUGUUUAUCUUUCCACCCAACCGGCGACUUUCUAGUUGUUGGAACUAAUCAUCCUGUCGUAAGACUGUAUAAUGUUAAUACAGCUCAGUGCUUCGUAUGUAGUAUUCCUAGCCACCAACACACCGCUGGAAUAACUAGUAUCAAAUAUUCUCCAGAUGCAAAAACUUAUGCAUCGGCUGGUAAAGAUGGGAGCAUAAAAUUAUGGGAUGUAGUGUCGAACAGAUGUAUAAAUACGUUUGUAAAGGCUCACGAUGGUUACGAAGUAUGUUCAGUAACAUUUACAAGGAAUGGAAAGUAUUUACUGUCAUCGGGAAAAGAUUCCUUGAUAAAAUUAUGGGAGCUGUCCACUAGCAGAUGUUUGAUAGCGUAUACAGGUGCUGGAACUACAGGUAAACAAGAACACAAGGCACAAGCUAUAUUUAAUCACACCGAAGAUUAUGUAAUGUUUCCCGAUGAAGCAACAACAUCGCUUUGUGCAUGGAAUUCUCGAAAUGCGUCUAGAAAACAAUUACUGUCAUUGGGACACAAUGGUCCGGUGCGACUGAUUGUGCACUCACCGACUGCCCCAGCAUUCUUGACAUGUAGCGACGAUUUCAGAGCAAGAUUUUGGUUUAGAAGGAUGCCAACUCAUUAAAUCGAUAUUGACGACGAAGAGGAUAGAUAGAAGUUGAACAUUCGAUAUCGUGACACCAAGUACAAGUGCGAAAGCAUGAAGAGAAAAAGAGCUACAGCUAACGAUUAAAAAACGACAAUAUAUAAGAAUAUGUGUGUAAGUUUGUACAAAAGACUUUGUACAAUCAGUUCUAUGGUGAUCAUAUAUUCGGCUGUCGUACCUCGAAGUACGAAACAUUGAUUGAAACGAUAUGCAAUUUAAUUUUAAAUAUUGUACAUAUCCGCCUCGUUUCUCGUUUUGAAGUAAAGCUGACGUUAUUUUCUUUCGAUAACAACUUAUAUGAAUGUUAACAUUUAGUAAUGCUGCAAAUAUGUAACGAAAUGGCAAGAGACGCGAUUUAUGCGUCCAUUAAAUGGUCGACUAUAAUACUUGAAAUUAAACGGCUCAAAAUGUU